CAGAGAGAUGCAACCCGAGAGAAAAUAUCACAAAUAUGGUGAAUAAGGCUGCCUUUAUUUUCACUUGCCAGAUUAAAAACCGCAGGUCGAGUUUAUUAUCCGAAGUGCGAUCAUUUGUGUAACGGGAUUCUAACAAUUGGCAAUAUUCUGGCCAUGUCGCUGCUUCAAGUCCUCGCAAUGAAAAGCUCUGUGUUUUCGAUGUCGUUUGUUCGAACGAGACAACCAUUUCGUUUUUCAAAGCGUGUCACGACGCUUCACGAAUUCCGAGGUUAAUCACAUGUUCAGACCCUGGACAGCUCCACGCUCUGGAACAUAUGUGCGGCGCGAGGAGUCCCUGCAGCGAUAGUGGGGAAACCCUCGGAAACCAGGAGCAGAAGGCAAAAUGUCCUCUUCCAGAUUCAGAGAUGCAGCUUCGUAGUUACUUGUUUAGACGGGGACUCAUAAUAACAUCUUGCUGAAUGAUGAUGCUUGUAUUUCGGAUUCAGCCUUUCUGUUAUGCCCUGUAUUCUGAGAAGCGGCAGGGGUGUCUGUCCAACGCACAACUGCUAAGGAUAGCAGCCUACACACUGCAAACCCAGAGCUCAACUCACACUGAUCAACGGAAAGGGAGAUAUUGCUUUCACCACCACGGGGGCCCACGAGGCACGGAUAGACUGUCAACAAUGUAAAUCAAUUAAGAGACUCUUCUUCGUGGUGGCCUCAGGUGUUAAAUUUGGGUGACAUCCCGUGGAACCCCAGCCAUAGUCCUGACUCCUCAGCAUGGCCGACCCUCAGGCAGCUCAGCAGGCCAGCGUGUCGGACCUGGAGAUCAUAUCCCAGCAGGCGGAGGAGGAGAGCCAGUGCAUUGCCCCGGUCCAGCUGGUGGGCUUCACUUACCGGGACCUGCCGCUGGCUGCCUUGGACCUCUCCCUGGCCGGCUCUCAGCUCCUGUCUAACCUGGACGAGGAGGACACCAGAGAAGGGUCGAACUGGCUGAAGCCCUGCUGUGGACAAAGGGCCGCUCUAUGGCAGGUCUUCCUCUUCAGUGCUGGCUUCAACUGCGUCCUGGUGGCCUGCGUGGUCCUGGUGGUGGUCCUCCUGGCUUUGGAGCUUCUUAUCGACACCAAACUCCUGCAGUUUACCAACGCGUUCCAGUUCGCCAGCAUCGUGCACUGGAUCAGCCUUGUCAUCCUGUCUGUGUUCUUCUCCGAGACGGUCUUUAGGAUUGUAAUCCUCGGGAUCUGGGACUACAUCGAGAACAAAGUUGAGGUGUUUGACGGUGCUGUUAUCGUCCUCUCUCUGGCCCCAAUGGUGGCCUCCACUGUUGCCAAUGGACCCAGCAGCCCGUGGGAUGCCAUCAGUCUCAUUAUUACUUUGCGUAUUUGGAGGGUGAAGAGAAUCAUUGAUGCCUACGUACUCCAGGUGAAGGUGGAGAUGGAACUGGAGAUCCAGGAGUAUGAAAAGGCCAAGGCGGUCAGGGAGGAGCAGCUGGAGCGCCUCACCCAGAUCUGUCAGGAGCAGGCUUUUGAGAUCAGGCAGCUGCGGGCUCACCUGGCGCAGCAGGAUCUGGAUCUGGCUGCAGAGCGUGAGGCGGCCAUGCAGAUGCACCAUGUGUGGGACAAGCAGGCGGGGAGCUUCCAGGUGGUGGAGGGGCUGGCCCCCGGGGAGUCAGACCAUGAGGGCCGCGGAGGAGCCAGAGAGCCCCGGGCCCCACCAGAUUCCGUUGUCCGAGAUGACAUGAACAACUAUAUCAGCCAGUACUACAAUGAGCCCAGCAGUGAUGCGGGGGCGGCAGAAAUUGGCGCGCGUGUCAUAACCACAGCGGCGAUCGACGUGCACCUGCCCAAUAACCCCAGCAGCACGUCCUCCGUCAUGCUGGCCGUGAACGCCCCCGGCCCUCCCACACGCGUGGUCGGCUCGGUCAGCGACACGUCCGUCUCCGCGCCCCGCUCGGCCGGCGUCUCCACGGUCCGAGGACAGAGCGCCAGCAGCCACACGCUCAGCUCCAGCAGCGCCCGCGAGACCUCGGACUACCGCCCCCUGGUGGGCCCCACCGGGCAGCACUGCUGCAGCUCCCUGUCCGCGGGCCUCAGGGACCCCAGCGCGGUGGUGCAGGAGCUGCUCUCCUCCCUGACGGGGGACUCCUGCCUGGCGCAGAAAGGCCUGGACCCCGUCAACCUGAAACUGCCCAGCCCCACUGGCUCAGCUGAGACCAGCCCCCAGCUGGAGCACAGGGUCAACAUCUACAACAGGAAGAACCAGGAGAACCUGAGCGUGUUCCAGGCCAAGCCCCUGAUCCACCUGCAGGCCAGCGAGCCUCCCCCAGGGGAGAAGUACAGACUGCUCGACCCUGCCCACGCCCCUGCCACCCGCCUGCCUGACACAUAGUGACCAGCAGGGGGCACCCAUUCCCAGCCCUCAUGCCUCAGAAACUGAACCAAGCUGACAUGAACUGAACAUUCCUGCUGGCCUCUUUGUAUUAACCCACCCCCCCACCGUGCCAACCCCACAGUAACUGUGAUGCCCCCUCCUGGUCAAAAAUUGCACAACUGUCAGGUGAGGAGUGGACGGCAGGGAGAAUAGUUCUGAGCCAGCACUGAUGAAUCAUCAGGAAUUUCCAUUGUGAAUAACCAGCAAGGUGCCAUGCUAAAGCUUUUACAGAACAACAUAUUCAAUAGUGUUACUGAUAUACGUACUUCUUUUACAGUUCAUUUUGGGGUGUGUUGGGUGUGAGAAGGUGAUCAUGGGAAAUAGGGUGGUAAGUGCAUUUAUCUUUUGAGUUGUAUACAAUGUUGUAACAAAAUGUAGAGUCUCUGAUCCGGCUACUGCAGGGUACAUUUGAUUUGAUUGGAUGAGCUGUGUUCACAGCAAUUUCUUACCUUUCGUCUUUCUACAUUACAGAUGAUGAUGUUUGUAUUGAAAUUCAAGAGGCUUAACUAUGUUCACUCCUAUAUUAUUAAUCAAGAAAAGAUCAAGGGAAGCAACUACUGGGGAUUUUUGAGAAGCAAAGGCGAUCGAUUUAAACUACUCAAACUAGCAGAAAUGGAGUGAUCAUAGCACAAACCUUCAUAAGGAUCUGCUUCCAGAAUUUGGCAAACUAAGCCUGUGCACUUUAAUGUUUACAGAUAUUUUAUAACCUGAACAUGGAGGAAAUUUGUUGCAGACUGCAGUUGUCCUUUGAUUAAAAGCAAGUUUGUAAACUGAUGGAAAA
Molecule: messenger RNA, 3190 nt
Organism: Conger conger (European conger)
Lineage: Eukaryota; Metazoa; Chordata; Actinopteri; Anguilliformes; Congridae
Product: transmembrane protein 266-like
Exons: 11
Coding region: 760-2367 (535 amino acids)
Cellular component (GO): plasma membrane
Molecular function (GO): voltage-gated channel activity
Source: RefSeq, a predicted model, not a curated record